Symbiodinium sp. CCMP2592 is the source of this 210-nucleotide messenger RNA. Lineage: Eukaryota; Dinophyceae; Suessiales; Symbiodiniaceae. The record is from the annotation of a GenBank genome assembly.
GUGGGCAUGAUCCCAGCUUCCAAGAUGGCCGAAGGCAGAGUGGACAAUCCCCAGGACAAGGUGAAGGUCGGGGAUGGCGUGAAGGUGUUUGUAGUGGAGGUUGAUAGGAAGGAGAACAUUCGCGAGAGUAGGCUGGUCCUGGCCAUGCACAAGAACAAGAUUUUCGAUCGAAGAAGUUUCGGGGAGGAGCCGGAUAUGGAGAAGCUCAAG